Porites evermanni is the source of this 999-nucleotide messenger RNA. The record is from the annotation of a GenBank genome assembly. NCBI's taxonomy places the organism in Eukaryota, Metazoa, Cnidaria, Anthozoa, Scleractinia, Poritidae.
AUGAAGAACAUUUCAACUACAUCUGGCGUGAACAAUUCGGCCUCUUCGAAUACGCUUAACGUUCCUUUCCAGAUCCAAGAUAUUGCAGCCUGCAGCCUCGUUGUGUUUAAAGCCGUCUCAAUUGUCGCUGGAAACUCUCUCCUGAUUAUUCUCUUUGGAUUGAAGAAGAAGCUUCGCAAGAAAAGUUUGUUUCUUAUUGUAAAUAUGGCGAUCGCGGAUGUGUUGUUAGGGGCUGUGACUCUUCCUUUGAAGAUCUACUUACGGAUCUCACGGACGUCAAAUAUUUUUGCCUUCGUGUCUUAUUAUCUUUUCUCGCUGGCCUCGUUAAUUUCUGCAGUUUUUGUAUCCUGUGAGAGGUUUUAUGCCAUUUGCAGGCCGCUGAAGCACCGAACCCUGUCAUCCACGACAUACCGCACUGCUAUUGUCGUUGUAUGGGUACUGGCUGUUCUGUCUUCCACCGCACUAACUUUGCUAGCGAAGUUAAUUUCACUCAAAACGGCUCAAACUGCUGCAUGUUCAUUUCCAGUGAUCUCUCUGUUUGUAGUUUGUGCCUGUAACAUAAAUAUUUUUAGAAAGGGCCAACGUUGGGAUACCUCAUAUGAACAGCACAACAGGUUCUCGCAAAAACAGCGCCUGACAAAAACUCUGCAGAUUGUCUCCACCGUUGCUAUUCUGACCUGGAUUCCUUUGGUCGUUUUUAGAUUGGUUACCGUCCUGAAAGGCACUAUACAAAGGGAAUUUUUGUUUUAUGACAUCGUAUUAAUUUUAAAUGUUUCCAGCUCCGCUUUGAAUCCAUUCAUCUACGCAUUUAGAAUUCCCGAGUUUAGGAAAUCGCUGAGGUUGUGCUGCCUUAAGUCUCGGGCUGGGAUGAAAAGAGGGGGCAGAGAAGGAAAAGAUAUCAUGGCCACCUCUGUGACGCGAGUGCAGAAAACAUUAUCAACUAUUGACUGUUACUCACAAGGGGGAUAUACACUAAAUGUUAUGGAUACAAAAUUGUAA